AUGCUGAUUCCAAUUCAGCUUCGGCAGCUCGAGCCACGUCAAUCUCCCGAUUCUCCAACUGAUAAAUCAGACAGGAACGACAACUCUUCGCAAGAUAGUUCAGGAGGCAAAAACAACAAUGCGGUUAUCAUCGUUGCUGCCAUUGUGGCAUUCGUUAUAGCCUUUCUUGUCGUCGUCUACUUUGUCCUGCGCUCUCUCCGACGAAUGAACUGUCGCCCAAAGUACAUACCGGGAAAAUUUCUCAAAGAUAGGUGGAUAAGAUGGAAUGUUGGGAGUACAUACGGGCAGGUUCCGGGUGGCUCAUCGUCAAAUCGAGCCGCCGGUGUUACCGUAGCCCCUCAAGCCGCCGAGGAACCCUCACGGACCGACCCUAGCGCCGGAAUUCGUCGCGAUACCUCGAUUCGUUCAAUCAUCUCGUUGCCUGCCUAUUCCUCAAGUCCAAAACCCACCGAACAAGUCAUCGCCCGAGAGGGAGAACGUGGCGGAAUGGACAUGGUGGUGGAAUUCCCGGAGACAGGAGAAGAAGAAGAGGAUCGGCGAGAAGAGAUGAUGGAAUCCCUCUACCAGAUUCGUCUUCAGCGACGGCAAGAGAUUGCUGAUCGCGAAACUCGACGCCGCGAGCGCCGUGAAGCUCGUGAACGAGGCGACAUUCUCCGUCUUGAACAGCUUCGAACGGCAAGCCGAGCACGAGCCAACAGUCGGGACUCCGUCAAUGGAGGAGCUUCGGGCACGGCGGCCACUGCGUUGGCAGAGGCUCAAAGUCGCGGUCGUGACCGGCGAAUCUCAAGCGUCAGCUACGCUGAUGUAGGUUAUGUUCGGCACGACGGUUCCCGCCUCCGGGCUGGUUCGCACGAGUCCGACUCCCGACCCCUUUUGAACGAUGUCGCUGCCAUGAGUGCGGAUGGCCCCGACCGCUCGUCUGGCCUUAUGAGCGUACACUCUCGCGGUGAAUCCUAUUCCUCCGCGGCCGGCUCUGACAGCGAGAGCUUGACUCCUGUACAUUCUCACGGUGCUUCCCUGCGUUCAGUCAAUCAUUCAAACGAGGCGUUUGAAGAUGGGGAUGUUGGAGCACGAAACAUUCCGCCUCCGGACUAUGAAAAUCUAGAUUGGGGGGAUGCUCCCCCCUAUGAUCCUUCAACAUCACAGCCGAAUUCCGAUGGUCCGCCUCGACUACGGGAACUGACUCCGCUACCUACGAUCCAGAUCGACGUGGUAAGCCCGAUUGACAACGAUCCCCCCACAAUUCCAAUAGCACAGCAGGGAGAAGAACGUGUGCACACGCCUGCUGCCGAUUCUUCUUCUUCACAGGAUACUACGCAUUCAGCUCAAGAUAUUCGGCCCCGGGAACCUCCUGCUGAACCAUCCGCGCAAAGUGAUAACGACGCACCAGCUGCGGGGAGAUCAGCAUAG
Aspergillus puulaauensis is the source of this 1410-nucleotide messenger RNA. RefSeq lists its product as uncharacterized. The record is from RefSeq and is a predicted model, not a curated record. NCBI's taxonomy places the organism in Eukaryota, Fungi, Ascomycota, Eurotiomycetes, Eurotiales, Aspergillaceae. The coding region runs from base 1 to 1410 and encodes 469 amino acids. The transcript is spliced from 2 exons.